Messenger RNA from Durio zibethinus, 1466 nucleotides. RefSeq lists its product as uncharacterized. Lineage: Eukaryota; Viridiplantae; Streptophyta; Magnoliopsida; Malvales; Malvaceae. The record is from RefSeq and is a predicted model, not a curated record.
AAGAAAAAAAACAAAAAGAAAAGAAAUAGAAACGGGAAUGAAAAUCAGAAUUUUCUUUGCCCUCUAGCUUUAAUCGAGUUUGGACUUCGGAGCUUUAACGGAACCGAGAGACAAGGGGGAGAUUUACGAGAGAAAUGGAUAAUAAAUUGGCUCAAGAGCUCUAUUCAGAAAGUUUGCAGCUAUCUAAUUUACACUUAGGCCAUUCUUCAACUGCCAAUGGGUUCAAUGAAGCUGACAUUCAGGCUGAAGAUGGGUCUUUAUGGGGUGACUCUGAUGAUGAAUUGGAUAAAGCAUCUGAUUUAGACCGGGAAUGGCAGAGGAGGCAUGAUCAAUUCCACACGAUUGGAUAUCGUGAUGGCCUGAUAGCAGGGAAAGAGGCUUCUGCCCAACAAGGUUUUAAUAUUGGCUUUAAGCAAUCAGUUUCCAUAGGGUACAACUGGGGUCUUGCUAGAGGUGUUACCAGCACACUGGCUUGUCUUCCGGAUGAGUUGAGGGAGAGGUUGAUUGAAACACAAGAAAAGAGAGAUAAAUUUCGGGAGUUAUAUGAAUCUAUGAAUUCGCUUUCUACUACAGAUGCACUUAAGUUGUUUCAUGAUGAUAUUUUGACAAAGGAAGCUAUGGAACAGAGGGAGCCUGCUGAGGCUAGUGUAGGUGCUUCACAAGAACAAAGCUCAAAUUCUUGUAGUUUGGGAGCUUAUACUGCAGAGCUUCAAUCACUUCUUCUUGACUCACCUGAAAUCAAUGUACAUUUCUUCCAUCAAGAAGUUUCAACUCCUGAUGUUUGUUGAGAAGCGUUUAAACUUUAUUAUUUGUACAUGAACAUACAUGUGAGGUUGACAGUGUAUGCCACAUGCCGUUAUCUAUGCAUUUUAUGUGGGCAUGUGACACGUGUUAACAUAUAUGGUGCUUGAUAAUUUGUAUAUAGCAUUUUUUAUAUCCUUGUUGCUUAUUAAUGUUUGAGUACUCCUUAAAGAUUGAAUAUCCAUGUUCCUACUCCUGUAUGACAGUACAUUCUAGUAAUAGUUAAAUUCUUGUAUGGCAAUUGUAGCUCAACAUGAUUAGAAACAAUACAUGAAAAACAUUUGAUGAUAUUUGAUGUAUUGCUGGUGAUAAUAAUAGUAGUAAUUAUUUAAAAUAUAAACUUAGUGUCAUGAUUAUCAGUACAUAAUAUUAAACAAAAUAGACCUCCAAAUGAUAGAUAUGAUACAUUUGAAAACACUUCACAAACUCCUUACUCGCACUUCACCCUUAUAAUUUAGGAGAAACUGCCACCUUGCAGAGAUCAACCCGCUACAUUGUAAGUUGCUAUAUCUACGGUUCCUCCCAACUGUUGAAAACUAGUUCGUUGCUCUAUUGAAACUGUAGUUUAAAAUUUUUGGCCUUCUCUUGCUAUGGUGAUGAUGCUUGCUACUCCUUAGACUGAUUGCAGUUAUAAUUUGCCAAAAGCUAUUUCCUUCUGAUAUCCU